This is a messenger RNA of Cooperia oncophora, 270 nucleotides long. NCBI's taxonomy places the organism in Eukaryota, Metazoa, Nematoda, Chromadorea, Rhabditida, Trichostrongylidae. The record is from the annotation of a GenBank genome assembly.
AUGACUAAUGGACCCGUGGAGGCCGCUUAUACCGUCUAUGAGGACUUCUACCAGUACACUGGUGGAGUAUACACCCACACUGGUGGAGCUGCGCUCGGUGGUCAUGCAGUCAGAAUUCUUGGAUGGGGUGUCGACAACAAGACCCCAUACUGGCUCGUUGCCAACUCCUGGAACACCGACUGGGGAGAGAACGGUUACUUCCGAAUCCUCCGUGGAGUCAACGAGUGUGGAAUUGAGCACGCUAUUGUUGCUGGAUUAGCAAAAGUCUGA